Messenger RNA from Drosophila bipectinata, 1346 nucleotides. Its product is annotated as sn-1-specific diacylglycerol lipase ABHD11. Gene Ontology annotation, molecular function: carboxylic ester hydrolase activity. Gene Ontology annotation, cellular component: mitochondrion. The record is from RefSeq and is a predicted model, not a curated record. Lineage: Eukaryota; Metazoa; Arthropoda; Insecta; Diptera; Drosophilidae.
AGAAAAAAAAAAAUAUUAAAAAAUAAGCAUGGAUGUCUCGAAAUUUUUCGUAAUCAUGCGACGAUAUCGACUCGGAUCAGUCCGGUUGUCGACUGCUGGAAUUAGGCAUUAUGGCCAGAAGAUGGUAGAAGGAGUACAUCUCCAGUACGUCAGCUACAGAUUGCCGCACAACCAUCAGAUGUCUCCGCCCAUUAUCGUAAUGCACGGUCUGGCCCAGACACUGAGCUCCUGGCGGCGCGUGUCCCGCAAUCUGUGCAGCAAGGGGCCUCGUCGGGUGAUCACGGUGAGUGCCAGAAACCACGGAGCAAGCGCCCGUACGGAGGCACACACGCCCCGGGACAUGGCAUCCGAUAUCUUAACCCUGAUGCGUCGCCUAGGCCUGACUCGGAUCGUUGCUCUGGGCCACGGCAUGGGUGGUAGGGCGAUGAUGACCCUAGCUUUGGAGCAACCUCUCCUCGUCGAACGAGUCAUUGCGGUGGAUGUCACACCGGGUCCGGUGCCAGAGAGUUGGUAUUUAAGCAGGAAGAGGUUCGAGCUGAUGUCGCAGAUCGCCCCCACAAUUCCGGGUCAUCUCACUCUUCACGAGGGUCGCGUCUUCGUGCUGAAUAAGGUGAAGCACCUCAUAACGAACCGUAAUGAGAUUCUGACGAUUCUUCAAAAUCUGCGCAAACCGACUGAUAACAGUUUCGCCUGGUCGAUGAAUGCCCAGGCGGUGCUGAACUCCUGGAAGGAUCUGGUCACCCACUACGAGGACACCUUGAAGGGCCUGAAGCCGUACACAGGCCAGGUGCUUCUCAUAGGCGGUUCUCAGUCGGGAUUCGUCACCAGCUCAACUAUCGAUAUAAUGAAGAAAUACUUUCCCAAUACGACGGUCAAGUCCCUGGACACAGGCCACCAGGUGUACAAGGAGCAGCCGGAUCAGUUCGUUCAACUGGUGGUGAACUUUACGCGGUAAUGCUCACCGUGUAAUUGAUAGUUGGCUUAACUAUAGGACAUGGACUUUAAAUUGCUUGAAGCUUUGGCAGUUGGCUGAAAUUUCAGCACUCAAUAUACUCGCCCGAUAAUUGCGCUGUCAGCACAAUGGAUGCUGCAAAAAGGGUGAAUGGCUGAAAGUAACAGACAGCUGGAUUUGCGGGAUUAGGACCAGGACUGGCGCCCACAAAAAGGAGCAAAGGCCCGAGCAGCCGAAAAUCGUUGCCCCAUCAACUUGGCAGCCAGUCGAAUCGAUACCUGGCACUCUCAGGUGCAGAGAAGUGCUCCAGCACACAAAGGUCCUCCACCAUUUUUGCCAAUAAAGUAGCACAAGGUGAGGCCAAAUGCGGCACAAUGCGAUACAAUUUAGAUUU